CUUUCUCAAUGCAGCUAAAAUGGCAGAAGCAAAUAUUCUGGUGGCAGAGGACCAGUUUAUCUGUCCAGUUUGUCUGGAGAUAUUCAAGGACCCAAUCACUAUUACAUGUGGACACAGUUACUGUAUGAAGUGCAUUCAGAACUACUGGGGUAUUUCCGAUCUCUACAGCUGCCCCGAGUGCAGACAGAUCUUUAACCAAAAGCCCGUUUUGGGCAGAAACGUCAUUCUGGCUGAGGUUGUUGAGAAAUUAAAGAAGACAGGGCUUAAUCCUCCUCCUGCUCAAAGUUAUUCUGGACCUGGAGAUGUGCCGUGUGAUUUCUGCACUGGGAGAAAGUUCAAAGCUGUGAAAUCCUGUUUGACGUGCCUGGCCUCUUACUGUGAAACACACGUCAAGCCACACUAUGAGGGUGCUGCUUUCAAGAGGCACAAGCUGAUCAAUGCAAUUGGAAAUCUGGAGCAGAAGCUUUGUGCUGAACACCAACGAUUAUGUGAGGUAUUCUGUAGAACCGAUCGGACGUGUAUUUGCUGGUUGUGUACAGAUGAGGAACACAAGAGCCAUGAUACAGUCUCAGCUGAGACAGGAAGGACUGGAAAACAGAAGCAGCUCGGAGAGACACAGAUAGAAAUACAACAGAGAAUCCAGGAGAGACUGAAAGAAGUGGAGGAUCUGAAACAGGCUGUGCAGUCACUGAAAAGCUCUGCACAGAAAGAAAUAAAGACAAGUGACAGAAUCUUUACCGAGCUGAUCCGAUCCAUUGAGAAGAUCCACACUGAGGUUAUUGAGCUGAUUGGAGCUAACGAGAAGGCUGCAGUGAAUCAGGCUGAAGCACUCAUGAAGAAACUGGAGCAGGAGAUUGCUGAGCUAAGGAGGAGAAACACUGAGCUGAAAGAACUUUCAGAGACAGAGGAUCACAUCCAUUUUCUACAGAAUUUCCAGUCUCUCUGUGCCCAUCCUGAAGCUGGAAACUUACCCAGCCUUACUGUCAAUACAGACAUCUCUUUUGUGGCUGUGAGGAAAGCUGUAUCUGAACUUAAAGACCAUAUUGAGGACUUCUGCAAGGGGGAAUUGGUCGAAAUAACAAAAACAGUGAAUGAAGCUGCAGCCUACAGUUUGCAGAUUUCAGAGCAAGUGGACAGAGACAAGUUUUUAAAAAAUUCCUGUCAACUAACACUGGACCCCAACACAGCACAUAGAAACCUCUGUCUGUCUGAAGGGAACAGAAAGGUGAUACGGAGGGGAGAGAACCAGCCAUAUCCUGAUCAUCCAGAUAGAUUUGACACCUGGGCCCAAGUGCUUUGUAGAGAGGGUUUGUCUGGGACUCCCUGUUACUGGGAGAUUGAGUGGAGUGGGGGAGGGGCUUCUAUAGGAGUCGCAUAUAAAGGAAUCAGCAGAAAAAAACAAGGUAAAUCCUGUGGCCUCGGCUUUAAUGACAAGUCCUUGAGUUUGGAGUGCUCUGGCUCCAGUUAUACUGCCCGGCACAAUAAUAAGAAAACUGCAAUAACUGCCCCCCGCUUCCCCAGAAUAGGAGUGUAUCUGGACUUUAAUGCCGGCACUCUGUCAUUUUAUGGAGUCUCUGACACAAUGACCCUCCUGCACAAGUUCCAAACCACAUUCACUGAGCCGCUGUAUCCUGGGCUUCUGCUUUAUUGCCGUGAUUCCCCUGUAACAAUCUGCCAGCUGAACUAGACUGGUUUGUAUUUUAAGAAAACCUUUGUUUUGAGCUUCCUGUCUGUUCUCUGAACUCCUCAGGUGAAGGAAAUGUUCAGUCUAACAUUGUCCAUGUGGAUUCAUUGUGUAAAAUAAAGUAGUUAGUCUGGAAGAUCAAUACAGUGUGACCUUCUUUUUCAGUUCACCACAUUCUUCUAUAUUUCAGCCUUUCAUGCUCUACUCUAUUCCAUGGUGACAGUCCAGUUUGAUUACCUUCCUCAAAGGCAGUUUUAUCUGUUGUAAGAACACAAGCACAAUCCAAGCCUCUGAAAACUGCUUGUGAGUAAGAGGUUGCUCAAUUACACAUUCAAGCCCUGUUACAGAUCACAGUGCAAAACAGACAUUAAACCGAGGAUAGCUGUUUUUCAAAAUGAUUUUGUGUUCUACUGAUCACACAUUUUACAGAGUGCCCCAUAAAGAUGCUUUUUCCAAUAUGGGUUAAUGAGGCAACAACCUUCUUCAAUAUUCCUGUUUGCUUAUCACUGGCCAGGUUGUUUCGAUCAGGAAAGAGACUCGGACACAAGGAAAGCUGCAGGUUAACGCACUUCUGAGCACUUCAAUAAUAAAAUAAUAAUAAAAACAAAUAGGAAUAAUGGCCAAAACAAACGGUUGAAACAAAACUAUAUAUAUAUAUAUAUAUAUCAAAUAACCAGCUUCCCAACGUUUCAAAAUGUUGUCCAUAUCUUUCUCAAAGGAGCAGCAUGUAUUUGAAUCAAAACAUUGGAGGUAUUUAUAGGUGUUUGACAGCAUGACAAGUACUUGCUAUUGUUUAUAUUCAAAUCCAUGAUUUAUUCUUACAUGAUGUAAUGGUGUUCUAUAUUUUGUGACAUCAUUUUUACUUAUAUCUUUAAAUUUGUUUUAAUUCUAAUUAACAUUAUUUUAUAUAAACUUAUAUUUAUAUUAUCAUGCAAUGCUGGCUCUGAGGAUCAGCCUUGAUUUGGCCUCCCCAGCACAUCAGCAUUAUUAUUAUUAUUAUUUAUUUAUUAGCAGACGCCCUUAUCCAGGGCAACUUACAAUUGUUACAAGAUUAUUUUUCACAUUAUUUUUACAUACAAUUACCCAUUUAUACAGUUUGGGUUUUUACUGGAGCAAUCUAGGUAAAGUACCUUGCUCAAGAGUACAGCAGCAGUGUCCCCCACCUGGGAUUGAACCCACGACCCUCCGGUCAAGAGUCGUAACCACUACUUUACACUGCUGCCACUUUUGAAUGAAUUUUGUUUAUUUAUUUAUUUAAAUGUUAUAUAUUUAUUGGAGUUAAUUAGUUUAUUCUUUUCUGUUGAGUCCCGCUGGCAUAAUCGUCUUCAGUCUAUUGAUCCAUUUACUUUCUUUUAUUCUUCUAUAUGUCGCAUUGUCUAAUUUUAGCUGUUCUAAUACUACAAACUUUACAUCAUUUAUGUAAUGUCCUUGACUGGUGAAGUGCUGUACUAUUGGUUCAUUCAUUUUUUUAUUUUUUUAUGAAAGGUGGUUCUGAAUUCUUUUGUAUAAAGUUGUUCCAGUCUCUCCAACAUAUUAUUAUUAUUAUUAUUAUUAUUAUUAUUAUUAUUUAUUUCUUAGCAGACGCCCUUAUCCAGGGCGACUUACAAUUGUUACAACAUGUUACAACAUAUUUUAUUUCAUCACAUUUUUCACAGGCUAUUCCAUAAACAACAUUGCUAUUUUUACAGUAGGUUUUAGUUUUUAGUGGAUAUGUGUUGUUCUUAUGUUUAAUUAUAUUUUUACUUUUGUCCAUGUAUUUACACACUUUACAUGUACUAGUGCAAGUAUUUGUAGAACCUACUCUGUCAGUUAUUCUUUUAUGUUUACUGUGAACUAAAAUAAAAUUUGUUAAUACGUUUCUUUGUUUUACAUAGUCACUUUCUUUAGAGAGCAUAUUCUUCAUAUUCUUAUUCCUAGACCCUUUGGGAUUGCCCUUUUAGUGUGUAUCGGAUGUGCAGAGGACAUGUGUAAAUACUGGUGCAUGUCAGUAGGUUUACAGAAGAGGUCAGUCUCAAUUGAACCUUCUUCAAGUUUUACUAUGGUAUCUAAAAAUUAUAUUUCUUUUCUUGUCCAUCAAAGGUCCACCUUAAUAUUUCUCUUUCUGAUUUUCUAAGUAAUUGUUCUUCCCAUUUCCCCAUGUAUGUACUGGCAAAAUGCAUUCCUAAUUUAGAUCCUAUUGCUGUACCAUCGUUUUGUUUGUAAUUCUUAUCAACAAAUGUAAAAUAACUGUUUUCUAAAACUAUGUUAUUUGUGUUCAACAC
Molecule: messenger RNA, 3945 nt
Organism: Acipenser ruthenus (sterlet)
Lineage: Eukaryota; Metazoa; Chordata; Actinopteri; Acipenseriformes; Acipenseridae
Product: tripartite motif-containing protein 16-like
Exons: 6
Coding region: 20-1687 (555 amino acids)
Molecular function (GO): zinc ion binding; protein binding
Source: RefSeq, a predicted model, not a curated record